GAGAGGGGCAGCGUGCGGUGUUGCAGGCGCAACCCCAGAGAUGGACACCUGGGUGUGCAAGCUGUGUGAUGAAACAGUCACCGCGCCCAAAGGUGCCUCCCGCUAUUUGGGGAUAAAGAAGAGUGUUCGCUUCGCAGAGAUAGUCUUGCAGCGCCGCCGGCACCUCCAGCGAUGGCAUCAAGGGGAAGAUUGGUCGAUGGCGGGCUCCCUGAAGAAACCCGCUAGGCUGCCGCCGAGGGUGCGACGCAAGGUGCCGCUGACGCAGCAGGAGUUUCAUGAAAUGAGAAGCAAUGCGGCCAAGAAGCGGCACGCGAAACGGCGGGAAGAAGCGAGGAGGAAACGCGAGGAGGAGGGAGACACGCGCGACCACAAAGGCCACAACAUCCGAGACGUGGUCACAGAAAACGCCAGGAACCACACUGGCUGGACGCGGCGCCUGCUGACUUGUGGCAAGUGCCAUGGAGCCUGGUGGGGCGAUGCGACCGCCAACGUGGCUGGCCCCUGCCAUGCAUGGAGUGACCUGGCAAACGACAAGCCCAGGUGGAUGCAACCGACCCGGUUGCGAUGGUGGGCAAGCCUUGAUGCAGUUGACCGCGCGCUGGUGCGACGGAGCUGGGCUGAGCAUGCCGAGCAGCAGCCGACUACCGCGGCGUGGAGGAAGAUUGACGAGGCCGCCGAAGCGCUCACAGCCAGAGCGGACGCUGGGAGCUUCACGGCGGCGGAGAAGGAACGCAACAAGGUCAAGUGCCGCGCCAUGGUGAAGGCUGUGUGGGGCCCUGGGCAAGAUGUUGCUGACCGCCGAGGCCCGGAGUACUCGACGUGGCUGGCGGCGCGCUGUGGUUUGCACAAGGUGGACCGCCCUGAGACGGUCAUGAGGAAAACCGUGAGGAAGAGGCAGAAACACAAGGACAAGGAGGUGCUGGAGACAGGCACGAGGCCAAUUGGCGAGGAGGCAGAGGGGCAGCAGGAGACGGCAGGACAGCUGGGGCGCAGCGAGGAGCUGGAAACGCUGGGGGUCCUUCUGGGGACUAUCAAUGUCGCCAGCUGGUCUAAGCAUGGCCUGGCGGCUUUCCAGGCAGCCGGCGCGCACGGUGCCGACGUCUUGUUUGUCCAGGAGCACAAACUCACGAGGCAAGGAAUGCGCACGGCGCAGCGGCUGGCUGCAAGGAGGGGCUGGCACCUCGUAGAGGGCACGGUGCUAGACGAGACUCAGGGCAAGAAUGGCCGUGAUUGGCACAAUUACGGCGGCCUCGCGUGCGCCACGAGGGGCACAUGGAGAGCUGAACGGCUGUGGCAGAAGAGGGAGAUAGGAGGAGAGGUUGCGGUCUUUCGUGUGCGCAGUGGCAGGCAGAUGCUGCACGUGGGGGUCGUGCAUCUCCGGCGUAACAGCCCGGUCCAGGCGCGCCGAGGAUUGCUCCUGGGUCUGCGGGAGUGCCUCGCCGGGCUCGGAGGUGCAGCUGUGCUCGGCGGCGACUGGAAUGUGGAGGCCUCGGAGGGCAUCCUCGGCGUUUUGACUGGGGAUGGCCAGUGGCAGCCUGCAGUGCCGCAGUCGUCCACGAUGGCAGGAAGCAGCGAUGCCAGGAAUGACUACUUCCUGGUCCAGGGCGUGGUUGUCGGCGAGGCAGUGGCGCACCGCGACCGGAUUGCGGACCACAGGUUGGUCACGAUGGGGCUCAAGGUGUGGGCCGAGGAGGAGACUGAGGGUUGGGCUUGGCGGCGCGCGGCGAGAUAUGGCGUCAGUACCAGACCACGCGCCAACAUGGACGAUGAAGACGACGGCUGGCUCGCGAGCGCCCGGCCACCUCGUAGUCAAGGUGAGCACAAAGUCCUUACUGAAGGAACGGGCUACAAGGGAGACCGACACCUGGUGCACUGGCAGCGCCCGGAGAGCCAAGAGGCGGGCUCCGUGCAGGCGCGGCGCGAGAGGCAGCUGAGGGAACUCAUCGCCGUGUCGGAAGCCGUGCAGGAGCGCAGGGGGCCGCGGGUGCGUGACGGAGCGACCCAGGCGCUGUCGCGAAAGAGGGCGUACCUUCGGCGGAAACUUGGGCUGCCAUGGGCCGUUGGGCCAGAUGACGCACAGGACCUGCACAGGAAACUGCGGGAAGCAGUGGAGGUCAGCAGGGACGAAAGGAUCAAAGUGUGGCGCGAGAGUAUACGUGAGGACAACAUGCGGAAGCGGACGUACAAAUGGAUCAGGAAUCCAGCGCAGAGCUGUGGAGCCGCCGUGUACGACGCGACCGAGCAGAGACAGUAUUCGGGGCAAGCAGCGGUGGAGAAGCUCCGUAGUUUUUAUCACGGCCAUUUCAGUGGCGCAGGGUCUGGGAACCAGCCCGAGGAGUACAUGCUGCACUACGCAGAGGAGGUGGAGGAGGCGAAGGAGAAAAUCCAGCAGGCGGUGGCGCAGGAGGAUCGUCAUCGUCAGCACAUCUACGCCAUGCUCGGCCACAGUGAUUUGCGCUGGGGAGCCCCAUCAGCAGGCAGCGUGCGGCGGCUUUUGAGGACGAUGGCAGGCACCGCGGCUGGCCAAGACCAGUGGUUAGCGAGCGAGCUGCUCCUCCUGCCAGACCUUGCUUACGAUGACCUGGUGGAUCUGUGCCUUGGCUUCGAGGCGGGAGGCUGGCCCCCGAGCCUCAAGAGGUGGAGGCAGACCCACAUCCCGAAGGAGAGCGACAGCAUCCCGAAAGUGGACCGCAUGAGGCCCAUCGCCAUCGCCAGCACGGUGGUAAGAAUGUGGCACAAACACCGAGCAGAGCAGAUCGCAGAGUUCCUGGAGCCGGCUUUCGAGGCGGACCAAGCUGGCGGCCUGCGCCAGAGAACGCUCGAGGGGCUCCUGGAGGGCACGCUGACGGAGGUCGAACAAACGAUGGUCGCCAACAGGAUCGCGGGCACCCCUGCGUACGACCUCCUGAGCGAAGACGACAAGCAGAGAGUGGACAGCAAGAAGGGCGCCCUCUACGGCUCCUCCUGGGACUUCGAGAGCGCCUUCGACAGGACGGAUCCAGUGAUUGUAGGACGCAUCUGGAAAGAGUGUGGUGUGCCCCAUGGCAUCGUGGAUGGCAUCGUGGACAUAUGGUGCAACCAGGAGCGGUGGAUUGAGAGUGCCGGCCUUGUCGCUAGUGAGCCCAUCGCGGUUUCACGGUCGUUGCCGCAAGGAGACCCUGCCAGCAUGCUUGGCAUGGCCACCGUGCUCAUGCCGCCGACGCGCCGCAUGAAACGGAGGGUGGCGACGGCCACGUGCUGCGUGUACGCCGACGACCGCACGGCCUGCACGAGGAGCCUGGAGGACAUGCAGGAAGUGGAACGGCACUGGGGGGAGCUGGAGCAGCUUACGGCGCUGCGGACGCACCCGGGCAAGACCCAGCGGUUCGUCGUCUCCGCGGACGUGCGCGACGCCGGCGAGGACCGCGGCGCCGACAGAGGCGCCAGAAGCAGCUUCAAGGUUCUCGGUGUCGACUUCUCCUUCGACGAAAGGGAGCUAACGCCCAGGGAGAUGGGGAAACUCAAGGCAGGCAUUGAGAGGCUGCAGAGGAUUGCCAAGCUACCGCUGGGCUGGCGGGCAAGGAGGCGCGCGGUGGCGACGGCAGCCAUGCCCCUGAUGGCGUGGGGGCUCGUCACAGCCCUGCCGCAGGAGGCGCAACUGAUGGAGGUGCGACGGGAGGUGAGGAGAGCAGUGUGCGGCAGGAGGUGGCCCUCUGCGUCGGUGGAGCUCCUGCAUCUCCUAGCGGUGGGCCACUGCGGCGACCUGCGGUACCACCUGGCGGACAGAUGUUGGGCCUUCCACCAGGCCAGGAGGAGGAGGCAGGGCACGGAGGAGGAGCUGGCAUGGCAGAGGCUGGUGGAGGUGACGGACAGUUGCGGCCCGACGCGCUGCCUGCAGCGACACCUAGAGGCAAUGGGCUUCCACAGGGACACCCACACGGGCGAUUGGAAGCAUGGCGAGAGGCACUUGCGCAUCGACGACCGCAGGGGCAGAGCGGCGCACGUGCUCCGCGAGGCCUGGCGGCAGGAGCGUUGGGACGCCUUCAAGGCCCAAGGGGCGACGAGACGUGACAGCAGAUUAGCUGUGGAGGAAGGCGUCGCCUUCGAUGAAAGAGCCUUCCACGUCGCGACGGAAGUGCUGCAGUCAGGCGCGCUUGGCAGCCAUGCGCUGGCCGUGCUCACCGGGGCCAUGUGGAGCGAUGCCAGGCUGGAUGUGGCGAUGGGCAGAGAGCCGCGCCCGUGCAGCGAUUGCCCGAGCGGCGAGGUGCCAGACGUGGUCCACCAUUGGUGGCGCUGCGACAGGUGGGCCGGCAGGAGGAGAGGUAUUGCCACGCCGCGGAGCGCGCUGGCCAGACGGAUGGGAUGGCCAGGGGAGGCGCUCCAGGGCGCAGACGCCCGCCGGGCAUGGUGGGAGCAGCUCGAGUACAUGGCUGGCGUGCGCCAGAGCCUCGUCGAGGACCGCUACCGCGGAGGCAGGCCCAGCCUUGGCGGAACGUGGCAGAUGAUGAGGAUGGAGGAAAAUGCCUAA
Molecule: messenger RNA, 4507 nt
Organism: Prorocentrum cordatum
Lineage: Eukaryota; Dinophyceae; Prorocentrales; Prorocentraceae
Source: the annotation of a GenBank genome assembly